Molecule: messenger RNA, 1508 nt
Organism: Spea bombifrons (plains spadefoot toad)
Lineage: Eukaryota; Metazoa; Chordata; Amphibia; Anura; Pelobatidae
Gene: MRM3
Product: mitochondrial rRNA methyltransferase 3
Exons: 4
Coding region: 1-1275 (424 amino acids)
Biological process (GO): RNA processing
Molecular function (GO): RNA methyltransferase activity; RNA binding
Source: RefSeq, a predicted model, not a curated record
AUGGCGGCGCUCAUGCGGGGUGUGCUGCGGAGCGCUGGUCUAACGCAAGUAACGUUUACCGGGAGCAUUCAGGCGAAGCGGCACGUCAGGACGUUGCGGAGAACCCCCGUGAGAGCGAUCCAGGCUGGGACUAGCCCCGGGGAAAACGAGCCUGUCCUACGGGUCCCUAAAGUUUCAGGAGAGCCGGCAGCAUCCCGAGUAGGUCGCACACCCGCUGUACAUACCCCGGUCAGAGACCCGAUAAGACACAACACCGACCCUGCGGGACAAGCAGUGGAAGCUCCGGAGCUGCACUUUGAAAAAGCUCAUGCAGACGAUAAACGUCUUAGCAAAGUAGUCUCGCUUGCAAAGUCCAAGAAGUUCCGGGAUCGUCACGGCCAGGUGCUGCUGGAAGGCAGGCGGUUGCUGUGGGACGCUUUAGAGGCUGGCUCCGUUCUCAAGACGCUUUUCUUCAGCAGAGUCGAUCAUUUAAAGGAGCUGCCGGCUGAUAAGUUGAAGAAUGCCAAGCUUAUCAAAGUGAAGUUUGAAGAUAUCAAGAUGUGGUCUGAUGUCGUUAGUCCACAAGGACUAAUAGGUAUUGUUGUAAGACCCGAUCAUGCAAAAAUGAACUAUCCAGUUGCACAGCUAAAGCACUCAUUGCCUCUAUCCCUUAUCUGCGACAACAUCCGUGACCCUGGAAACCUGGGGACCAUCCUAAGGUGUGCGGCCGGGGUCGGCUGCAACAAAGUAUUGCUCACAAAAGGUUGUGUUGAUGCUUGGGAACCGAAAGUACUGAGAUCUGGUAUGGGUGCCCACUUCCGCUUGCCAGUAAUCACCAGUUUGGAAUGGGAUGUUGUGCCUAACUACCUUACCGAGGACACCAAGGUGUUUUUGGCAGAUAACAUCAGUCCGGAGCGCUACAAUCAACCGGAAGGUAAAUUGGAGAGCGAAAGUGGCUAUGGUUGGGUUUCCAGUAAUCCCAGGAGGAUAUAUAACCUUCAGGAAGACUAUGACUGUACUAGUAGUGAUGAGGACAGUGAUGGUGAAGAACAUUAUAUCCCAGAAAUUCAAACACAAAGGUAUGAUGAGCGUUGGGCCCAGAAGCCUAGUGCCCUAGUGAUUGGAGGAGAGACACAUGGCCUGAGCUUGGAGUCCCUGCUACUGGCUGAAAAAUUCAGUGGCAGACGGCUCUUCAUUCCCGUUGUUCCAGGUGUAGAUAGCUUAAAUUCAGCAAUGGCGGCAAGCAUCCUCUUAUUUGAAGGAAAAAGACAAUUGCAAUUGAAUCGUAAAGUGUAGGUGCUACUUUUCUCCCACUUUUUUUUUCUUCUGAAAAUAACUAUUGUUGCAUUGAGAAACAACUAUGAAGAAGGUUUUUCUUGGAAAUGUAAUCAGGUGUCAGAGCCCCAAUAUACAAUUGUGGUUUUCUUUUAGCGCCCCCUUGGACCAAAGAGCCCCUUUGGAAUCAACACACAUGAGGUUAUUUAUAAUAGUUUUUAUUUUGGUUUAUUAAAAUGACUUCUCUUACAUUA